AUGGCUGAGGGGCGGCCCAUCCGGACAAAGCCUGAUCAAGAGGGUCGGGCCAUGGGUAAACCGUUCUAUUUAGGAUACCUAGGUCCAUUAGUUCCACCCAUAUAUUUGUCGUUCCUAAUCUCCGAAUUUGAGAAAAAUUGGCAGCACGACCUAAUUAAGACGGAACAUCUGAUGUCCCCGACGCAUCCACCAGGCCCCAGCCGCCACAGCCACCGCCACAGGCACCGCCACCGCCACCGCCACCGCCACAGGCACCGCCACCGCCACCAGCGGCCUUCACCUGAGAAGAAGCAGAAGCAAGGAAUCCUCCGAUCAGAUUUCAGCGAAGAACAGGUUCGCCACCAGCGGUCUCCACCUGAGAAGAAGCAGAAACAGCUCAUCCUCUCACAUCACUCGUCCGGGGUAAUUCUUAAUCUCCCUUCACUCGUCACUCGUUCAGUGACACGUAUGUAUUCAUGGGGAGUAUCAUGUGCUCGGGACUCCAUGGAUUUGAAAGUGGUGGUCUACAUUUCUGGCGAUCCAUAUAUAGGCGUAAACAUGGACGAGUUUCAC
Molecule: messenger RNA, 552 nt
Organism: Striga asiatica
Lineage: Eukaryota; Viridiplantae; Streptophyta; Magnoliopsida; Lamiales; Orobanchaceae
Source: the annotation of a GenBank genome assembly